This is a messenger RNA of Pimephales promelas (fathead minnow), 1626 nucleotides long. It is a transcript of the gene rhbg, whose product is annotated as Rh family B glycoprotein. The record is from RefSeq and is a predicted model, not a curated record. Gene Ontology annotation, cellular component: plasma membrane. Gene Ontology annotation, molecular function: ammonium channel activity. Gene Ontology annotation, biological process: ammonium homeostasis; ammonium transmembrane transport. NCBI's taxonomy places the organism in Eukaryota, Metazoa, Chordata, Actinopteri, Cypriniformes, Leuciscidae.
ACUAACAGUAAAAAGACUUGUGUCCCCUGAUAUUCUCUUCCACUCUGCCUCCAGACUCAUCAGAGCCUGUGCCCUGCUCCAGAAAGAGAGAAAGGGGUAGAGAGUGAAGUGAGCAAAGGAUACUGGCAAAAGGGAAGCACCAUGGCUAGUUCUUCAACAAACAUGAGGUUACGGCUGCCACUGUUGUGCAUCAUCUUGGAGGUCAUCCUCAUCAUCCUCUUUGGAGCACUGGUGGAGUAUGACCAUGACACUCAUCCCAAGCUGUGGAAUAAAAACAGAACUUCUACUCAAAACGAUUAUGAAAAUGAGUUCUACUAUCGUUAUCCCAGUUUCCAGGACGUUCAUGUGAUGAUCUUUGUGGGCUUCGGAUUCCUCAUGACGUUUCUGCAGAGAUAUGGAUUCAGUAGUGUCGGAUUUAACUUCCUCAUCGCAGCCUUUUCCCUACAGUGGGCCACACUUAUGCAGGGCUUUUUCCACGGCAUGCACCACGGCAAGAUCCACGUUGGUGUGGAAAGCAUGAUAAAUGCAGACUUCUGCACUGGCGCUGUGCUGAUCUCUUUUGGCGCCGUUUUGGGGAAGACCAGUCCUGUGCAGCUACUAGUUAUGGCCAUUUUUGAGGUGACAUUGUUUGCUGUCAAUGAGUACAUCCUGCUUUCUAUCCUUGGGGCCAAUGACGCUGGAGGAUCCAUGACCAUUCAUACAUUUGGUGCAUACUUCGGCUUAAUGGUGACCCGCGUCCUGUACAGACCAAACCUGAACAAAAGCCAACACAGAAACUCGUCUGUCUACCACUCUGACCUCUUUGCCAUGAUCGGUACCAUCUAUCUGUGGAUGUUCUGGCCCAGCUUCAACUCAGCCAUUACACACCACGGGGACCCCCAGCACAGAACCGCCAUGAACACUUACUACUCUCUGGCCGCCUGCACACUGUCUACAUUCGCUUUCUCAGCCCUCGUCAACCCAGAAGGCAAAUUGGACAUGGUGCACAUUCAGAAUGCCGCACUGGCUGGUGGUGUUGCUGUGGGAACAGCCGGAGAGAUGAUGCUGACUCCAUUUGGCUCUAUGAUCGUAGGAUUCCUUGCUGGAACAAUUUCAGUCCUGGGAUACAAAUACCUCACGCCGGUUUUGGAGUCGAAACUGAAGAUUCAGGACACUUGUGGCAUUCAUAACCUGCAUGGAAUGCCAGGGAUUCUGGGAGCUGUGGUGGGUGCUGUCACUGCUGCCCUGGCAUCCCCAGAAAUAUAUGGAAAUGGACUGCAAAUAGUUUUCGGUGAUGUUGAAACUGGACAAUGGAAACCUGAAACUAAGGGAGGGUUUCAGGCCAUCUCCCUGGCCGUCACACUGGGAAUCGCUCUGUUUGGUGGUCUAGUUACAGGGUUCAUUUUGAAGCUGCCAAUCUACGGUGCUCCUCCGGAUACUCACUGCUUUGAGGAUGGACUCUACUGGGAGCUGCCGGGGGAGGAGGAAGGUCACAGUGAGCUUCACGAAGUGGCCACACCAAACGAAGUGGAAAAACUCAGCAGCUAAAGUACCUGCUUUUACCUGUUUGCAUUUGUUAAGCUGCCACCUGUGAUGUUCUCUGUUGGUGCAAUUUAUUUUACUGACUUUUUUAUCAUAUGUUGUUAU